Messenger RNA from Psylliodes chrysocephalus, 456 nucleotides. The record is from the annotation of a GenBank genome assembly. NCBI's taxonomy places the organism in Eukaryota, Metazoa, Arthropoda, Insecta, Coleoptera, Chrysomelidae.
AUGAGUGGCGAAGACAUUGAAGUUGAUAGUACAGUUUUUCCUCUAAGAUCUAAGAAACGGAAAUCUCAUAGACGUAUGAAGAACGUUGCUAAGUUAUUAAAACUACGAAGCCAUGAAACAGGCCCAAGUUGUAAUUGUACUAGAUUUAAGUGUUUUGAAAAUGUCACCGAAAGAGAGAGGUUGCAAAUUAUUAAACAGUUUAAUGAACAUGAUGAACAAAAUUUGUAUUUGACUGGCUUAAUUUCACAUGCCCCCAUUAAACGACACCGAAGUAGAAAGAAUAAUGAUGAAGAUUUUGAAUAUCACUCAUAUUCGUACACAUACAAAAUUCGUGUUCAACGAGAUAAUACAGCUAUAGAAGUGCCAAUAUGUUAUAAAGCUAUGCUUUCUAUGCAUGAAAUAUCUGCGAAUCGGCAACAGAAUAUCCAGCAGCACUUAACCACUUUUGGACAUUAA